This is a messenger RNA of Erythranthe guttata (spotted monkey flower), 2139 nucleotides long. Its product is annotated as transcriptional regulator family protein. Gene Ontology annotation, cellular component: nucleus. Gene Ontology annotation, biological process: regulation of DNA-templated transcription. The record is from RefSeq and is a predicted model, not a curated record. Lineage: Eukaryota; Viridiplantae; Streptophyta; Magnoliopsida; Lamiales; Phrymaceae.
AUAGCGAUUUUCAGAGUCGCGUUUCUCUUACGAAGAAAAUAAAAGCGACUUUGGUUAUUAAGUACUCCGGUUAACGCUGGAGUUCUUCAAAUUUUAUUUCGUGGAAUAGCUCGAACGAAAACCCCUGAGGUUUCCCGAUUCAAAAUCGAAGCCCUAAAACUCUGCAAAUUGUCGUCGAGUUUCUAAAUUAUAGACACUCUCACGCGAAGAAAGGUGUUUGCGAUUCAGAUUCAGUAAGAAAAUUAUCAGAAAAAACCCUAAAUUAGGGUGUCAAUUUGGGGGAAUGGCAUCGGGGAAGAGAGCGUCGGAGGGUAUAGCGCUGCUAUCUAUGUAUGGCGGUGAAGACGAUGAAAUGGAAGAUAUCGAUGACGAGGUGGAGAAUCCUCGUGAAGAAGAUUCUAGUCUGGGUAACAGUUUGAACCAUGGUACUUCUUCGGCAUCUGCAACUCCACAGCUUUCUCUUUUUUCGCCUCAACAGCAGCAGCUGCAACAAACGGUUGGUUUAGAUACAAAUGUUGUUCAGAGUCAGAAGAAUCGUCUGACUAUUGUGGAUUAUGGGCAUGAAGAGGGUGCAAUAUCUCCGGAACAUGAGGAUGGUGAAAUACCGGCGACUGGUCGAGUAAUGUAUGGUGAGCUGCUUCGAACUAGUGAAGGUGACUUUCGAGAAAAUAAUUCACCUGGAAUAGUGCGGUUCCCAACACCCAGAACUCAAGCAACGCCCCCUCAGUCAUUGGAGCAAAUUGACCAAUCUGAAUUAGAUGCCAUGAAUUACGCACAAAAUGAAUCUGGAUCUUUAGAGACUGAAGAUGCUGAAAUGGUGCCUGUUGAAGAACAAAAAGAUGUUGAUCCAUUGGAGAAGUUUCUUUCCCCACGUCCCAAGGCUAAAUGCUCCGAAGAAUUGCAAGAGAAGAUUAUAAAGUUUCUUGCGUUGAAGAAGACCACUGGAAGAAGCUUCAAUGCAGAAGUUCGGAAUAGAAAGGAAUACCGUAACCCUGACUUCUUGCUGCAUGCCGUGACGUACCAAGAUAUUGAUCAGAUAGGAUCUUGCUUCCAUAAAGAUGUUUUUGACCCUCAUGGAUAUGACAAAAGCGACUUCUGUGAUGAAAUAGAAGCUGACAUGAGGCGGGAAACGGAAAGGAGGGAGCAAGAGAGGAAGAAAACUCCGAAGUUAGAUUUUGCUUCUGGAGGAAUACAGCCAGGAAAUGUUGUUCCUACACCAAAAAUAAGUAUGCCAACUCCAGGAUUAGCUGUUGUUUCUGGUGGGCUGUUAAAUGUAACACCAGCAACUUCGGAAGUCACAGCUCGGGAUGGUAGACAGAACAAAAAGUCAAAGUGGGAUAAGGUGGAUGUUGAUCAAAGGAGUUCCACUGGAGGGCAGGAAAAUCUGUCCGCUCUUAGUGCACAUGCUGCACUCGUCUCUGCUGCCAAAGCUGGUAGUGGAUACUCUGCUUUUGCGCAACAAAGAAGAAAGGAGGCAGAAGAUAAGCGAUCGAGCGAUAAGAAGUUUGAGAGAAGAUCAUAGACUUGUCUUUUUGUAUGCUAAAUACUUCCGGUUUUGAGGAAAUGCAUUCUAUACAUACGCAUGAACGAACCAUUUUUCCAAAAUUUAAUUAUGGAUGAGAGGUCCUUUAGGCUUUAAAUUAUAAGCUGGUGUUCGAUCCACAUUGUUAAAUACUUGAUAUAUAUAUAUAUAUAUAUAUAUUUUUUUUUAUGGAGGAUGUUCGGUUUAUACUUUCCUUAUCCAGGACAAGAACGGGGGAAUUCGUCCAGGAACUUUCACGGGGGCUCAGGUUAUAUUUUGCCGUUCAUAUGCCUAAAAUCGUAAAUUUUUUUCUCUGAAAUUAUUUGCGUUUGCUGCUUCGUUUAUUCAAAGUUGGCUGAAUACCUUUGUUUAUGGUUUAUUUUCAUAAUAUGUAACCAGCCUCUCAGCUAAUAAAAGGUGGUGUCUUUUUCAUACGAAAAGUAAGUUGGACAGGUAGGAGGUUUAAAUGCCAUGAAUUCCGCUUCUUCGGUCUGUAGCCAAAAAGUAUGAACUUGAGCAUUAUUAACAGUAGAGAGUAGGAGAGACCAUUUGCGGGCUCGAAUAUCAAGAUAGUUUUUGGUCUUUGUACUGCAAAGAAAGACGUUGGUUUUGUUGUU